UCUACCGCGCUGCACUCUGGGUCAGACAUGGCGGAUGCCGUGGAGCCGGAGAAGAAAAGAAGGCGGCUAGAGGACAAGGCUGACAAAAUGACUGUGGAUGGUGGGUGUGGGGACACUGGAGACUGGGAAGGUCGCUGGAACCAUGUCAAGAAGUUCCUCGAGCGAUCAGGACCAUUCACACACCCCGAGUUCGAACCAAGCAACGAAUCUCUCCAAUUUCUCUUAGAAACCUGUAAGAUUUUAGUUGUUGGAGCCGGUGGCCUAGGAUGUGAACUUCUCAAAAAUCUGGCUCUCUCUGGUUUCCGACAAAUCCACGUUAUAGAUAUGGACACCAUAGAUGUUUCUAAUUUAAAUAGACAGUUUCUCUUCCGACCGAAGGAUGUGGGCAGACCCAAAGCAGAGGUUGCUGCAGAAUUUAUUAAUAACAGAAUUCCUGACUGUUGUGUUACUCCAUACUUUAAAAAAAUUCAAGAUUUUGAUGAAUCAUUUUACAGAGAGUUUCACAUUAUUGUCUGCGGACUGGAUUCUAUAAUCGCCAGACGGUGGUUAAAUGGAAUGCUGAUGUCUCUACUGAACUAUGAAGAUGGGGUGCUGCAGCAGAGUACAGUUAUUCCUCUGAUUGACGGAGGGACAGAAGGUUUUAAAGGAAACGCCCGGGUUAUACUGCCAGGAAUGACCGCAUGUGUGGAAUGUACCCUCGAACUAUACCCACCCCAAAUAAACUUUCCCAUGUGCACAAUUGCUUCUAUGCCACGACUACCGGAGCACUGCAUCGAAUAUGUCAGAAUACUGCAGUGGCCUAAGGAACAGCCCUUUGGAGAGGGUGUGCAGUUGGAUGGAGAUGACCCUGAGCAUAUCCAGUGGAUUUUUAAUCAGUCCCUUGAUAGAGCGUCUCAAUUCAACAUCCGAGGUGUCACGUACAGACUUACGCAGGGUGUCGUGAAACGAAUUAUUCCAGCUGUAGCAUCUACUAAUGCUGUCAUUGCAGCUUCCUGUGCUACGGAAGUAUUUAAAAUAGCCACAAGUGCUUACAUUCCUCUCAACAAUUACUUGGUCUUUAAUGAUGUUGACGGACUUUACACAUAUACUUUUGAAGCAGAAAGAAAGUUACAGACGGUCGCAUCUAUCGAAGAAAGGACGAGGUCCAAUCUUAGCAAGACUCUGAAAGAACUUGGGCUCGUUGAUGGACAAGAACUGGCAGUAGCUGAUGUGACAACCCCACAAACUGUGCUCUUUAAACUUCAUCUCACUACCUAGUUAUACAGAGGGGGCGUGACCGGACACUUUUACUUGUUAUUUUUUUCUUUUGUAAAAAGUAAAUCCCAGUAGAAGCGAAGCACAGAAUGUUAUAGGACUGACCUCUUAUCUGCUGCAAGCUCUACAAUAUUUGCUGGUUCAGAAUGCUCAUGUCACAUAGUAUAAUUAUACACUUAUUUAUGGCGUCUUUUUAAAUACAUCUAGAGCAUUUUAACUAUACUUUUAGGAACAUGUGAGAUGUACAGUUAUAUAUAAAUCACUCAAUAGUUAAAUAAAAUGAGUCUUUUUAUUAUUUUGUUUAUGACAAGUUCAUUGUUUUUGUCAAACUGAGUUGUAAACACUGUAAUUAGAAAUAAUAAAAUUCUCAGUACAGAUGUCUCUGUAUCUUUAAGAAAA
Bombina bombina (fire-bellied toad) is the source of this 1653-nucleotide messenger RNA. RefSeq names its product ubiquitin like modifier activating enzyme 3 (gene UBA3). Gene Ontology annotation, biological process: protein neddylation. Gene Ontology annotation, molecular function: NEDD8 activating enzyme activity. The record is from RefSeq and is a predicted model, not a curated record. Lineage: Eukaryota; Metazoa; Chordata; Amphibia; Anura; Bombinatoridae. Gene Ontology annotation, cellular component: cytoplasm; nucleus.